Molecule: messenger RNA, 943 nt
Organism: Coffea eugenioides
Lineage: Eukaryota; Viridiplantae; Streptophyta; Magnoliopsida; Gentianales; Rubiaceae
Exons: 4
Coding region: 94-873 (259 amino acids)
Biological process (GO): fatty acid metabolic process; DNA damage response
Cellular component (GO): mitochondrial matrix
Source: RefSeq, a predicted model, not a curated record
UUUUUAACAGCGUUAUCAAGUCGUUAGGGUGCGUGAGGCGGAGGAGCAAGUGCAGGGGAUCCAUCGGUGGGAGACCCUUAGAACCUAGCUAAGAUGGAAGAGGAGGUGAGGAUGCUUCUCCAGGACGCUUUUGGCGAAUUAUCAGAUGGCGAAGGCGGCGAGGAAGCACAAGAACGGAAGUCCCAAGAUUUGAACAAGCUCUCGAUUUUUGGUGAAAUCCAAAACUGGGAAAGAAUUGAGCAAAUUAAGGGCUUAUGGUUAUGCAGGGACUUCCUAUCUCCCGAUCAACAAUCUUCGCUGCUCUCCGCAAUCCAAAAAGAAGGAUGGUUGAGUGAAUUCUCUGGAAAUCAGGCCAUGAGAUUUGGAAAUCUUCCCCAAUGGGCCAUUGAACUUUCCAACUCCAUUAAGGAGGCUGUUUUCGUCGGUCAUUAUCUCUCUGAAUCCAUGAACUUACCAACUCAUGACAAAGGUAAAGAGGCCUACCCCCUUCCACCAGAAUUGUUGUGGAGGGAACCGCUAUUUGAUCAACUUAUUGUGAACACAUACCAACCAGGUGAGGGAAUUUGUGCGCAUGUUGAUCUGAUGCGCUUUGAAGAUGGAAUUGCCAUUCUUUCUUUGGAAUCAUCCUGUGUCAUGCACUUUAGUCUAGUUGAGGAUGAGUUAUCUGAUUAUAGAGAGGAGAAGGCGGGCAAAAAUAGUUCUUCUGCAAAGAUCCCUGUGCUUUUAACCGAAGGAUCGUUGGUCCUAAUGUGGGGAGAAGCACGCUACUUUUGGAAGCAUGAGAUUAAUAGGAAGCCUGGUUUUCAGAAGUGGAUGGGGCAAGAAAUUGAUCAAAGAAAGCGAACCUCUAUUACAUUGAGGAAGCUUUGCUAAACUACACCAUAUUCCGUGGUAUAUCUCAGCUCCACAUCUAAUUUUCAGCAGCUCGAUUCUACGUUGCUGU